AUGGAGGCCUUCUCUUGCCUCUGCGGUGUGGGCUCUUUACGGGGUUGUAGGUGUCAUCAGAAGCGCCAGAGCCCAGCUGAGACAGCAGCAGCUGAUGGCAACCAGGCCCCCGCAGAAAAGCAAGUCGAGGCAGAUGCCACAGCUCGGCGCUGUGCGGGGAGUGGAGGAAUCGCGAGCCCCAUGCCGCCCCCGCACUGCUCCCUGCAGGACUUUCCCGUGGAGAUGCUGGUGGAGAUCUUCGCCUCGCUUCCCGGCAGCGACCUGCCCAGCCUGGCCCAGGCCUGCACCAAAUUCCACCACAUCCUGCACAUCGACAGCAUCUGGAGACGGCGCUGCCGCGAGGAGUUUGGCGAAGUCUAUGCGAAGCUGUUCCCAUACAGACACAUUUUGGGAUUGUGGCAGCUAAAUUACAGCUAUAGAACGCUGCUGAAUGUCGUGGUGGACGGCUUAUGCAUUACUGGCUGGGCGUACAGGCCUUCCCUUAACACCCAUGUGCGUGGCCCAAUACAUUUCAAGCCCUCGUUCAGAAUUCGCCUGACGGAGAGGAAACCAGCCACGGUGGAGUGCAUGGAAGGCCUCCACAGCAGGCCCCACCACCGCCACAUGCAGACUCAGAAGGACAGGUUCACCAUCCAGUGCAUCAAGACAGACCACCGAAAGGAUUCACCAACGCGGCCUUGGGACGAACGGGGGCGGGUGCUGGUGCAGGAGGACGGACAGCAGUAUGACUGCCUGACCUACCGCCGCCUCUACCUCCCGCCACGCCACCCGGACGACCUCAUCAGGCCAGGCCUCUUCCAAGGCAAAUACGGCCUAAUGAUUGCCAUGCUCAGCUUCCAUGGGAAGUAUGCCAGGGUCACCAAUAUCACGGGAGACUCCAACGGGAUGUUAGAGAUCCACCUCAUGCGCCGCAUCCAGCUGCGAGAUGGCGAGAUCUUCCGCAACUUCAACAAGCUCUCCCGCGUGGUCCAGGAGAUUGACGAGCUGGUGAUCCCGGAGCAGCGGCAAGAAGACGGGACUGAGGAAAGCCAGGGCCAUGGCUGGCAGAGCCCUGCCCAGCCCAGUGUCGGGGAGGCCGGGGCUGCAGCUUCGGAGGAGCAGCCUGUCCGGUUUGUUCUGCCUGUGGGCGUGCGCUCAAGUGACCAGAACUACCCCCGCACCUGCAGGAUGUGUUUCUAUGGCGUGGACACUGUUACUGUUAGCUUACAUGGCUUCACCUACACCUGGCGCCACCCUGGAGUCUUCAUCCUGUUUGAUGAGAACCACUUCGGGUUCAUCUGGCUGGAGGGGAAACACUUCUUCCUGUACGUCAGAGUCCAGGACACCUUCCAGAAUUUUAACAACAGUAAGAACUCUGUUCACUGUUUUGACAAAUAUUCUGAUACCCUGAAUGGCAAGCUGGAACUCUCAUUAAAGGUUCUUGUCCUAUGA
Messenger RNA from Myotis brandtii (Brandt's bat), 1431 nucleotides. RefSeq names its product F-box only protein 31. Bases 1 to 1431 code for a protein of 476 amino acids. The record is from RefSeq and is a predicted model, not a curated record. NCBI's taxonomy places the organism in Eukaryota, Metazoa, Chordata, Mammalia, Chiroptera, Vespertilionidae. Gene Ontology annotation, molecular function: protein binding. The transcript has 2 exons.